Messenger RNA from Nothoprocta perdicaria, 1789 nucleotides. It is a transcript of the gene SLC39A8, whose product is annotated as solute carrier family 39 member 8. The coding region runs from base 147 to 1328 and encodes 393 amino acids. Gene Ontology annotation, molecular function: zinc ion transmembrane transporter activity. The record is from RefSeq and is a predicted model, not a curated record. Gene Ontology annotation, cellular component: membrane. Gene Ontology annotation, biological process: intracellular zinc ion homeostasis; zinc ion import across plasma membrane. The transcript is spliced from 8 exons. Lineage: Eukaryota; Metazoa; Chordata; Aves; Tinamiformes; Tinamidae.
GUAGGGAGUGAGCAGUUAUAAGGAAAAAGAGGAGUGCUUGUAUAGCUUCACUGGCCAUUGUUGUAGGGGCUUACUGUGCUGUCCUGCUUUUGUCCUUGUUGCACUCUGAACAUUUUUGCAGAUGCAGACCUAACUGGAUAAAAUUUAUGAAAGGAGAGUGUUUGACUGGUGAGGAGAUCUUUUCUCUGCAUGGGAUACCGAACAACAGUCUAGUAUCAAAUUCAAAUUUCUCCACAAUAUGUCCUGCUGUUUUGCAACAGCUCAUUUUUCAUCCAUGUGAUCAUCAGGAAGACUCUGUGGAUACGUCUAAACCACAAUCUUUUCAAGUUUGGGGAUUUGGGUUUCUGGCUGUGACUCUGAUUAACCUGGCAUCACUUCUGGGAUUGAUCUUAACUCCCCUCCUAAAGAAGUCGUAUUUCCCUAAGAUUUUAACUUACUUUGUGGGCUUAGCCAUUGGCACUCUAUUUUCUAAUGCCAUUUUUCAGCUUAUUCCAGAGGCAUUUGGGUUUGACCCCAAAGUAGAUAACUACAUUGAAAAAGCAGUCGCGGUGUUUGGUGGAUUCUAUAUUCUUUUCUUUGUGGAAAGGAUUCUUAAAGUGAUACUGAAGAUCUAUAAUCAGACUGGUCACCAUGACUUUGAAAAUGGUGAACAGAAUCAUCCUCAGGAUAAGACUAGUCCGGCCAAACCACCAGCAUCCAUCAAUGGGGUGAUGUGUUAUGCAAAUUCAGCUGUCGUAGAAAGCAAUGGAAAUCCUGGUUUCGACAGCAUUAGUGUGGUCUCAGCACAGGAAGAAGAAACUCCAGGCAGCUUGUGUAAAUGUCUGAAGGGGCAACCCCUGUCAAAGAUUGGAACAAUUGCUUGGAUGAUAACUCUGAGUGAUGCUGUGCAUAACUUCAUAGAUGGUUUAGCUAUUGGUGCUUCUUUUACUUUGUCCCUUUUUCAAGGACUUAGUACCUCUAUAGCUAUCUUAUGUGAGGAGUUUCCUCAUGAACUGGGAGACUUUGUCAUCUUGCUUAAUGCAGGGAUGAGUACUCGGCAGGCUCUGUUUUUCAACUUCCUGUCUGCAUGCUCCUGUUACAUUGGGAUGGCUUUUGGUAUAUUAGUAGGCAACAACUUUGCUCCUAACAUCAUCUUUGCUGUAGCUGGUGGAAUGUUCCUGUAUAUCUCUCUGGCAGAUAUGUUCCCAGAGAUGAAUGAUAUGCUGAGAGAGAAAGUGACAGGAAGAAAGAUGGAUCUCACAUUCUUCCUUAUACAGAAUGCUGGUUUGCUAACGGGGUUUGCUGCUAUCUUGAUGAUUACCUUGUAUGCAGGAAAUAUUCAGCUGUAAUAAUACAAGUGAAAAUGGAAUCAAUACUGAAGACAUCAAGUAAAUUACAAAUGGAAGACACUUGAAAUCCAUAAAGGGACACUAAUUUAAUCUACUCGGUUUUGAAACAAUGACAAGUUUUCCCCUACCCCUACAAAUCAGGAAGUUAAUUUUUCCUUGGAACAUGCAGUCAAUCCAAAUAAUAUAAGCUGUCAACUUCAGUACUGUACCAAAGAAUUGAUUCACAUAUUUAUAUUUCUACUUAAAAUCAUCAGAUGUAUGUGAACUGUGGUGGAGAAAAAAAAUCWCUUGGCUGGUAGAGUAACAUAAUAUAUGUGACUGCUGCAUGUGUGUGUCAUGCAACUGAGACCAAAUGAAAGCUGAAGUUUUCCAGGAAUGUGUUUAUUCAGAAAGAAGUAAUUAAGUUCUUAUUUUUUUAAGUGAUCAAGCAAUUUCAAAACCAGUUAAUUAUUAUGAUUUCU